UUACCGAUUUUAAAAGAUGGAAAAUAAGAAAAAAGGAAAAAGAGCUCUAGAAGAGUCUGAAAUAAUUCCAUCAAAGAAGAGAAUAAGAGUUGAAUCAAGCAAUUCAAAAUCUGAACAAAAUUAUUGGGAAAUUCAUGAGUUGGUCGCGGAAAUAGAAGAAAUCGAUGUCAAUUUAUCUCAGACAAUCAUUCAAUUGUUUGAAGACGACUUCACAAUUCCAUUUCUCUGUCGUUAUAGAAAAGAUUUAAUCUCAAAUUUUUCUCCAGAAAAACUUCGCGACAUUAAAGAAACGAUUGAAAAUGUAAAACUUAUUAAAACAAAAUCAGCAAACACUUUAAAGAUGUUAGAAAAGGAAAAAAUCUUGACUGAAGAAAUAUCAAGAAGCUUGAGAGCUGCAAAAUCACUUGAUGAACUGGAACAUCUGAUAUUACUUCAUAAACCUGCAAGCAAAGGUUCUUUGUAUGAAAGAGCAGAGAAAUUGGGUUUAAAACCAGCAGCUGAAAAUAUUUUAUUUGGCAACAAGGAAGUCAAUCUCAAUUAUUUCAUAAACGAAUCAGUGAAAGGACUAAAAGACUUGCAAGAAGUAGAAGAAAGUGUCAACAAUGUCAUGUCUCAUCUCAUCGCUAAAAACGAAGCUGUGAUGAGUGAAGUUCGACAACUAAGGACGAAAUUUGACGUGACAAUAAUCACAGCAAAAUUGAAGCAAAAGAAAACAGAAGAGAAAAAGUCAAAGACUGAUAAAUUUGAGAAUUACUACAACUUUUCAUGUCCAGCGAAAAGAAUUCGAUCACAUCAAAUUCUGGCGAUCAAUCGAGGAGUUUCAUUGAAGGAACUGAGCAUUAAAUAUGAAGUUGACGAUCGUUUGUAUAGACAACUCAAACACUUUGCAUCACAAAUAUUUCUAAAGCAAGGAAGGUUUUCUGAAUAUCGAAAUAAAAUUUUCAUGACUGCUUUCGACGACGCAUAUCGCAAGAAAAUUUCUCCAUUUAUUGUUCGACAAACACAAACUGAGCUUUCAAGACAAGCUGAAAAAGCAUCCGUCGAAGUAUUUGCAUCGAAUUUGAAGAAUCUUUUGCUCACGAAUCCAGUGAAAGGAAAAAAGAUUCUCGGGAUUGAUCCAGGCUUCACAAGUGGAUGUAAACUGGCGUUGAUUUCAGAGACUGGUGAAGUUCUCGAAUCAUCUCUCAAGUUUCAUCUCAACGAUAAGACAAAAUCAGAAAAUUUAAUUUCUUCCUUAAUGAAAAGAAACAAUUGUUCAUUAAUUGCAAUUGGAAAUGCCACAGCAUGUCGUGAGACAGAAAAUUUCAUCGCAAAACUUAUCGAGAAGGAUUUGAAAUAUGUUCAAUAUUGCAUUGUCUCCGAACAAGGCGCUUCAAUUUAUUCAUGCAGUGACAUUGCAAAGAAAGAAUUUCCAAAGAUUGACGUUUCGUAUAUUGGCGCAAUUUCAAUCGCUCGUCGACUUCUCGAUCCACUCUGCGAACUCGUCAAGAUCGAACCAAAACAUUUAGGCGUUGGAAUGUAUCAACACGAUGUUAAAGAGAAAACUCUUAAAAAGACACUUGACGAAGUAAUCAGCGAAUGUGUGAGUUUUGUUGGAGUUGAUUUAAACGUGGCGAGUUUUAGUUUGCUAAAAAAUGUUGCUGGAUUAACUGAGAAAAGAGCUGAAGCUAUCAUCAAAUAUCGUGAAUCAAAUGGAUGUUUUAAAUCGAGAUCAGAUUUAAUGAAAGUCAAAUCAAUUGGACAAAAGUUGUUCACACAAUGUGCUGGUUUUGUUCGAAUCAACGCGCUUUCAGUAGGAAUUAAGAACGUCAAUACUUUAGAUUCAACAAAUGUUCAUCCGGAGAGUUAUGAAAUUGCUGAAAGAAUCAUCAAAGAUUGUGGAUUAAAAUUGGAUGAUGUUGGAAAACCAAAAUUUGUUUCUUUGAUUACAAAAUAUCGUCAGGAAUCUUCUUUAGAAAAGUUGUCUAAAACUUACAACGAAAAUAUCGAAAGGAUUAAUACAACAUUCGAUGCAUUAUCGAAGGAAUUACUUCACGACUAUCGAAAUGAAAUCAAAAUUGAGCCGGUUUUCAAGAAAGGAAUCACCGACAUAUCAACUUUAAAAGGCGGACAAAUUUUGUCUGGUGUUGUCAUGAAUGUUACCGACUUUGGAGCUUUUGUUGAUUUGGGUGUUGGAAAAAAUGGUUUAAUUCAUUCUAGUGCUAUGAAAGGUGCGAAACUUAAAGUAUCUGAUAGAAUUGAAUGUAAAGUUUUGCAAAUUGACGCGGCUAAAGGAAGAAUUGGCUUGGAAUUUGUUGAAAAUAUUUUUUAAUUUUGAUUUCAUUAAACAUUCAACUUAAUCAAAUCAUUUAUUUUAUCAAUUGUUAAUCCAGAAUCUUUCGACAUUGUUACAGUUUUCGUUCUGCUUCUACUUCCACGAUCUAAACUUAAAUCUGAUUUUCUUACAUUGAAAAGUUUUGAUAAAUAUGAGAUUAGUUCCGUGUUUGCUUCUCCAUCAAUAGGAGGUGCUGCAAUUUUGAUUUCUACUCCUUCCUCGGUUAUACCUGUUAUUCCAUUUUCUUUACUUCCUGGUUUAGCUAGAACUUUUAUUGAAAUAUCGCCGUUUUUGUCGAUUUUGAUUGCUUGUGAAAUUUUUGGUGUUUCAGUUGUUAGCUCUUUCUUUCCAGCUUUUGUUGAUUUUGGAGCCAUAGUUCUGUAUAAAACACAACGAAAAAACUUCAUUCACUCUCUUUAACUUAAUUUA
This is a messenger RNA of Clunio marinus, 2743 nucleotides long. NCBI's taxonomy places the organism in Eukaryota, Metazoa, Arthropoda, Insecta, Diptera, Chironomidae. The record is from the annotation of a GenBank genome assembly.